AUGAGCGAAGAUAAGAUUGUGGGCAUCAAGCAUGACCGAGUGACAAAUGUCACUGCUACGGAUUUCCCUGGACAUUACAACGACGUUGAGAAUGCAUGGAGCCUGGACACGUUCAAGAAACAACUGGAUAUUAAGAUUCACUAUCUGACAGAUGAUGUUGGGAACUUUGAUCUUAUUGGAGCUGACUCUUCUAUUGCAAACGCGUUUCGACGGAUCAUGAUGGCUGAAGUCCCCACGGUUGCCUUUGAAGAGGUUGUUUUUACCAAUAACACAGGCAUUAUGCACGACGAAGUGCUUGCCAGUAGAAUCGGACUGGUUCCAUUAAAAAUUGAUCCGGAUAAAGUUGAGUGGUACCCAUUCUAUGAGCCAGCUCCAGUUGUAGAUGGAGAAAAAACAUCACCAGCAAAUGAUAGAAAUACAGUGCCAUUUUCACUCAAGGUGUCAUGUACACAUAAGCCCGGUGCUAGCAAAAAUAAAAAUAACAGCAGCAACAGUAACAGUAACAGCAACAAUAACAAUAACAAUAACAAUAACAGUUUGCAGAAGGCAGAUGAUUUGUAUGAACAUCAUACAGUUUUUGCAAAAGAUUUGGUGUAUGCAGGAUCGGAGGAACAGUUGGAAAAAGUAUUUGGUGGAGUACGACCAGAAGUUUUGUAUCCGGAUAUUGUGUUGACCAAGCUGCGUCCUGGACAGGAGAUUGAUUUGAUGGCCUAUGCUGUUCUUGGAGUUGGUUCAGACCAUGCCAAAUUUUCUCCUGUUGCUACUGCAAGUUACCGGUUGAUGCCUCAUAUUGAGUUAUUAGAACCGAUUGAGGGAGCAGCUGCAGAGAAGUUACAAACAUUGUUUUCCCCUGGAGUUAUUGGGAUUGAAGAUGGCCAAGCAGUGGUUAAGGAUGCAAGAAGAGAUACUGUGUCACGCGAAGUGUUUCGUCAUGAGGAGUUUAAGGAUAAGGUGAGAUUGGGUCGUAAGCGAGACCACUUUAUAUACCACGUGGAGUCGACUGGUGCGAUGCAACCAGAUGAGAUAUUUGUCAAGAGUAUUGAUAUUUUGCGCAACAAGUGUUUAGGACUUUUACAAUAUGAUUUAGCAUAG
Magnusiomyces paraingens is the source of this 1092-nucleotide messenger RNA. RefSeq lists its product as uncharacterized. The record is from RefSeq and is a predicted model, not a curated record. The coding region runs from base 1 to 1092 and encodes 363 amino acids. Gene Ontology annotation, biological process: DNA-templated transcription. NCBI's taxonomy places the organism in Eukaryota, Fungi, Ascomycota, Dipodascomycetes, Dipodascales, Dipodascaceae. The transcript is spliced from 2 exons. Gene Ontology annotation, molecular function: protein dimerization activity. Gene Ontology annotation, cellular component: RNA polymerase III complex; RNA polymerase I complex.